AUGUCAGGAAAAUUUGAACCUCGCACCCCCACGACUCUUCAGCCCCCUAAAGAUGACCCUAUAACUCUCGAUGAGCUUCGAAGAGCAGACGGCCAUAAUCAUUGCUAUGUGGCAAUCAAGGGCAAAGUCUUUGAUGUGUCUGGAAAUAAAGCCUAUCUCCCCGGUGGAUCUUACCAUGUUUUUGCAGGGCGGGAUGCAUCGCGUGCCCUAGCUCUUACCAGUGUCAAAAUCGAAGACGUUCGACCUGAAUGGGAGGAUCUAGAUGCAAAAGAAAAAAAGACACUUGACGAUUGGAUGAUAUUUUUCAGCAAACGAUAUAAUGUAGUAGGAACUGUCACCGCUGAGGGGUCCAAGGUAUAG
Blumeria graminis f. sp. triticale is the source of this 360-nucleotide messenger RNA. The record is from the annotation of a GenBank genome assembly. Lineage: Eukaryota; Fungi; Ascomycota; Leotiomycetes; Helotiales; Erysiphaceae.